AAAAAAAAAAAAAAAAAAUCUGCGAGGGGUUGGGCUGAGCCGCGCUGGUGAGCAGCGCGGAUCUUCUGCUAGAUCUCUGGCUGUGCGUUCGUUCAGCUCCGUGGCCUCGCGCGCCAACCACCAUGGAGAUGCGGCCUCGUCUCGUGGCCACCUGUUUGCUGGGCAUCAGUUUCCUGCUCCUCGUCACCUCUUCUGAUGGACAUACUGGGCUUGGAAAGGGUUUUGGCGAUCAUAUUCAUUGGAGGACACUAGAAGAUGGGAAGAAAGAAGCAGCUGCCAGUGGAUUGCCCCUCAUGGUGAUAAUCCAUAAAUCCUGGUGUGGAGCUUGCAAAGCCUUAAAGCCUAAAUUUGCAGAAUCUACAGAAAUUUCAGAACUUUCCCAUAAUUUUGUUAUGGUAAAUCUUGAGGAUGAAGAAGAACCCAAGGAUGAAGAUUUCAGCCCUGAUGGGGGUUAUAUUCCACGAAUCCUUUUUCUGGAUCCCAGUGGCAAGGUGCAUCCUGAAAUCAUCAAUGAGAGUGGAAAUCCCAGCUACAAGUAUUUCUACAUCAGUGCUGAGCAAGUUGUACAGGGGAUGAAGGAAGCUCAGGAAAGGCUGACGGGUGAUGCCUUCCGAGAGAAACGUCUGGAAGAUGAGUUGUAACAUGAAUGUAUCCCUUCUUUGAUCAAAGUUAGUAUUCUGGAAGGAAAGCUGCAGUGGAGGGAAUAUUUGAGGAAUCACCAGGACAAUUAAACCAACCAGGAAACUUUGUUCUACCUUCGCUGGAAGGAUCCCUCACUGUGGAAGAUUUCUGCUAACAGAAGCUGGUCUCCAUGUUUGGGCAUCCAGCAAAGUGUGGCAGACUUCCUUCUCCUUCUCCCUCUCACCUACAGGUUGACUUGUCUUUAAAGUCAGGAGUGAAACCUUUGAUAAGAAACUUGAGCCAUUUGGAGGUUUACUCCUCAAACUUAAGUAUUUGAGUCUUUUCUCAUUUCCUCCCACUUACUCACCUUGGUGAUAAAAGGAAACCAUUAACACCUUUUAUACAAUGUUAAAAUUGCAGAAAUGGCUUAUAAAUCUAAAAAAAAAAAAAAAAACCUAAAAAACCUAAAUAUCAAUCAGUAAUUCUACCCCCUAUGGAGGAGACCAGUCUGUUUUUGCUCCUGGGAAUAAUCUUGAGCUUCUUCCCGAAUCCCUGCAGCUUCCUGCCUCUACUCCUGCUUGGACUUCUGUUUGCACAAGCACGUGUGCAGGACUGGCUGUGUCUUUGGACUCAGCCCCAGCUGGAAGCAUGCUUUUUCUUGUUACUGUUGGAGAAACUCAAGCCUUCAAGCCCUAGGUGGAGCCAUUUUUGUCAAGUCAUCAACUGUAUUUUUGUACUGGGGUCAACAAAGAUAAAAUAUUAAUUAUUCCAUUAAACUUUAAUAAAACUUUAGAAGGAA
This is a messenger RNA of Tupaia belangeri chinensis (Chinese tree shrew), 1420 nucleotides long. RefSeq names its product thioredoxin domain containing 12 (gene TXNDC12). The record is from RefSeq and is a predicted model, not a curated record. The transcript has 7 exons. Gene Ontology annotation, cellular component: endoplasmic reticulum. NCBI's taxonomy places the organism in Eukaryota, Metazoa, Chordata, Mammalia, Scandentia, Tupaiidae. Bases 123 to 641 code for a protein of 172 amino acids.